CCGGGAUGGCACUCUCCGUGACAGAGCUCAUUAUCUUCUCCCUCCUGCAAACUGCCCUGUCCCUGAACCCCGAGGACCCUAAUGUGUGCAGCCACUGGGAGAGCUAUGCCAUGACCGUCCAGGAAUCAUAUGCACACCCCUUCGACCAGAUCUACUACACGCGAUGCACGGACAUCCUCAACUGGUUCAAGUGCACCAGGCACCGGAUCAGCUAUAAGACGGCAUAUCGGCGUGGCCUCCGGACCAUGUACCGGCGCAGGUCCCAGUGCUGCCCUGGCUACUACGAGAAUGGGGACUUCUGCAUACCCCUGUGUACGGAGGAGUGUGUGCAUGGCCGCUGCGUUUCCCCGGACACCUGCCACUGUGAGCCCGGCUGGGGAGGGCCUGACUGUUCCAGCGGCUGUGACAGCGACCACUGGGGCCCCCACUGCAGCAACCGGUGCCAGUGCCAGAAUGGAGCCCUGUGCAACCCCAUCACGGGCGCCUGCGUGUGUGCCGCCGGCUUCCGCGGCUGGCGCUGCGAGGAGCUCUGCGCGCCCGGCACCCACGGCAAGGGCUGCCAGCUGCCGUGCCAGUGCCGCCACGGAGCCAGCUGCGACCCCCGCACCGGCCAGUGCCUCUGCGCCCCGGGCUACACCGGAGUCUACUGUGAGGAGCUGUGCCCCCCUGGGAGCCAUGGGGCUCACUGUGAGCUGCGCUGUCCCUGCCAGAAUGGGGGCACCUGCCACCACAUCACAGGAGAAUGUGCCUGCCCCCCAGGCUGGACGGGAGCAGUGUGUGCCCAGCCCUGCCCACCGGGGACGUUCGGCCAGAACUGCAGCCAGGACUGUCCUUGCCACCACGGAGGGCAGUGCGAUCAUGUGACCGGGCAGUGCCACUGCACAGCUGGCUACAUGGGGGACAGGUGCCAAGAGGAAUGCCCCUUCGGGACCUUCGGCUUCCAGUGCUCACAGCGCUGUGACUGCCACAACGGGGGUCAGUGCUCGCCCACCACCGGAGCCUGCGAGUGUGAGCCUGGCUACAAGGGCCCGCGCUGCCAGGAGCGGCUGUGCCCCGAGGGACUGCACGGCCCAGGCUGCACCUUGCCUUGCCCCUGUCAUGCCGACAACACCGUCAGCUGCCACCCAGUCACUGGGGUGUGCACCUGCCGGCCAGGCUGGUCUGGCCACGACUGCAACGAGUCCUGCCCCGCUGGCUCCUACGGCAAUGGCUGCCGGCUGCCUUGCACCUGUCAGAACGGCGCUGACUGCCACAGCAUCACUGGGAGCUGCACAUGUGCGCCGGGCUUCAUGGGAGAGGUCUGUGCAGUUCCAUGUGCCACAGGAACCUAUGGCCCCAACUGCUCGUCUCUCUGUGGCUGUAACAACGGUGGUACCUGCUCCCCCGUGGAUGGCUCCUGCACCUGCAAGGAAGGGUGGCAAGGCCUGGACUGCACCCUGCCGUGUCCCAGCGGGACGUGGGGCCUGAACUGUAACGAGAGCUGCGCCUGCGCCAACGGGGCAGCCUGCAGCCCCGCAGAUGGCUCCUGCGCGUGCACUGCCGGCUGGCUCGGAGACACCUGCGAACUGCCCUGCCCAGACGGCACAUUUGGGCUGAACUGCAGUGAGCGCUGUGACUGCAGCCACGCGGAUGGCUGUGAUCCUGUCACGGGCCACUGCUGCUGUCUCGCCGGAUGGACAGGCAUCCGAUGUGACAGCAUGUGUCCGCCUGGUCGCUGGGGUCCCAACUGCUCCGUCUCCUGCAGCUGCGAGAACGGCGGGUCCUGCUCCCCAGAGGAUGGGAGCUGCGAGUGUGCCCCUGGCUUCCGAGGAACCUUAUGCCAGAGAAUCUGCCCCCCUGGGCUCUAUGGCCAUGGCUGCGCCCAGCCGUGUCCCCUCUGCGUGCACAGCAGUGGGCCCUGCCACCACAUCAGCGGCAUCUGUGAGUGCCUCCCAGGAUUCUCCGGAGCCCUCUGCAACCAAGUGUGUGCUGGAGGGCACUUUGGGCAGGACUGUGCCCAGCUCUGCUCCUGUGCCAACAAUGGGACCUGCAGCCCCAUCGAUGGCUCCUGCCAGUGCUUCCCUGGAUGGAUUGGCAAGGACUGUUCACAGGCUUGCCCACCAGGGUUCUGGGGCCCCGCCUGCUUCCACACAUGUAGCUGCCACAAUGGGGGGAGCUGCAGCGCUGAGGAUGGAGCCUGCCACUGCACCCCUGGCUGGACUGGACUCUUCUGCACGCAGCGCUGCCCUGCAGCGUUUUACGGGAAGGACUGUGGGCGCGUGUGCCAGUGUCAGAACGGCGCCAGCUGUGACCACAUCAGCGGCAAGUGCACCUGCCGCACGGGCUUCACCGGGCGACACUGUGAGCAGAGAUGUGCCCCAGGAACCUUUGGCUACGGGUGUCAGCAGCUGUGCGAGUGCAUGAACAAUGCCACCUGUGACCACGUCACUGGCACCUGUUAUUGCAGCUCUGGAUUCAAAGGAAUCCGGUGUGACCAAGCUGCCCUCAUGAUGGAGGAGCUGAAUCCCUACACCAAGAUCAGCCCAGCGCUGGGUGCAGAGCGGCACUCGGUGGGUGCUGUCACAGGCAUCGUCCUCCUGUUGUUCCUCAUUGUGGUGCUGCUGGGCCUGUUUGCUUGGCGCCGGCGGAGACAGAAAGAGAAAGGCCGUGACCUGGCUCCCCGUGUCUCCUAUACACCUGCCAUGAGGAUGACCAGCACAGACUACUCGCUCUCAGGUGCUUGUGGAAUGGAUAGACGUCAGAACACAUACAUUAUGGACAAAGGCUUCAAAGAUUACAUGAAAGAAUCCGUGUGCAGUUCUAGCACUUGUUCCUUGAAUAGCAGUGAAAACCCUUACGCCACAAUUAAGGACCCACCCAUUCUCACCUGCAAGCUUCCAGAAAGCAGCUAUGUAGAAAUGAAGUCGCCUAUGCACAGGGGGUCUCCGUACACAGAUAUGCCAUCCUUGUCGACAUCUAAUAAAAAUAUAUAUGAAGUUGAGCCCACAAUCAGUGUGGUCCAAGAAGGCCGCGGUCAUAACUCCAGCUAUAUCCAGAAUCCAUACGACCUACCUAGGAACAGCCAUAUUCCUGGUCAUUAUGACCUCCUCCCAGUAAGACAAAGCCCUGCCAAUGGGCCCUCCCAGGACAAGCAGUCUUAAGAGAGAGAAGCCUCUCUCUUGCAAUGUGUUCUGCUGAAUAUUCUGACUCUGAAAGAAGACAAUCCCUUGACUCGAAAUAAUGAUACAGACUGACUCCAGCUGCGUGUUAGUCAUUACUUUCACCUGGAACUAAAGAAGAGCUUCCAAGUGGGACUGGGGUAAUUAUUCAAACGGUCUGUUCACAAAGGCAAAUCCUAUCACUCACCCACACCCAACCCCAAAUGCCCAGGAUUACAUGAUCUUUUAAAAACACUUAAGAUCCAGCUACUCAUCAACAUCAGCUAAAUAUAUAUAUUGAGAUACGUAAUUCUCUGAAACAUGAUGCUUAGAAAGCAUAUAGCAUAGGUUUCACAAACCUUCCUGGGGCAAAAGGGAACUGGGGAGGGGAAAGGAUUCAAGAUCCCGAAAUGUAUGUGCUUUUGGUUGCUGUUACCCUCAACAUGUUUUAUUACCUAAGAUAAAUAGCACACAAACUGUGCUAAUAUCAAUCCUAAAGUACCUGUACAUCUAUGUCUGACCUGUCAAAUCACAACAGCCAAGAUUAUAGUAUACAGUCUAAUACUGACAACUUCAAUUUUUAAAAAUUAAGACUUUAAUAAAUACAAAUUAACUUUCCCUCUUCUGCCCUUCAUGGUAGUAUGAGGAGAAGUUUCCAAAGCGCAGCAGCCUCUUUCAGUCUAUAAUGAUUUCUAGGCCAGCUUUACCAAAUCUUGCUGAUUCAAAGUUUGAGAACACAGCCAAGUCAUUCCUAGCCUGGUCAUAGCUCCUCAAUCCAUCCAACACCUGAGUCAUUCCAUGUGAAACAGAACUCUGAGAUGAUGCCUUUAAGCAAGCAGUCACAGACUGGUAAGAAUGAAGUAUCCCUAAAAGGCCUCCCAAAUUUAUUUGAUUGGCAUCCCUUGACUCAGAAAAGUACUUGCUUUUAUGCAUUUCUUCAUGUAUCUUGAGCUUGAUGUAGAAUACAACCUAAAAGUGUAGAAGAAAUUAGAUAAAAGUGGAUAUAGCAAGUUUAAUAAGCUGCUUAAAUUACAUGAUACUUUUUGAUGGAACCAAAUGAAAAGAAUGGACUGUAAUCAGUUGCUGUAACAUGAUAUAAAACUUUACAGUAAACAGCAAGUAAGGAUAUGAAGUACUUCUACCUUAAAACCACCACCUACUGAAAUGGCCAAAAACAUAUUACAAUGAGCUAAUGCUCCAGAUCCCAGUAUUUAGACGUGUCUGUACCUUCCACGACUAACCAGGUAAACUGGGGCUCAGUUUGAGUCAAACUGGAGCCAACUCCCAAGCCCUAAAAAAGAGGACCUCCUCACAAGAAUUAAAGACCAGAAGGGCAAACCGAGGAAACUAAUGGCCACCCCUACACCACUCCAUUCUCUGGUAACAGCCAGCCAGUAAAAAAUACUUCCAAAAAGGUAAACAGAAGAGGAACUAAAUGACUGCAAAGAUGGAAUAGCAGCUACAGGAAGUGUGGGAGUCCUGAAGCCCUUGAUACAACCUGGAAGUCUGCCAUGGAACCCAUUAGUUGGGGCAAUGACCAGCAAAAGCAAGAAAAUAAACAAGUAAAUCCCCCUCCCUCACUUCACUCACAGCUUAAGCAAAUUUUAUUGUUAGGGGAAAACAUAGAAUACUUACGUGAAUGCUGCAUGUGUGCAUGGGAGCAAGUGAUCAGCAAUAGCAAAUUUCCUUUCCACAAAAGCCUUAUGAAAUAUAAAUAAUAGAAAAUUCCUUUGUAGACCCAAGUAAAUAUUUCUCAUACAUAUGUAGAAAGAAAUAGAUAAGAGACUUACCUCAGUAUUUCAGGGCAGCAAGUGCUCAAUUAUCUUUGUAAAGCAAGGAUCAAGAAGCAUGGCGAAGUCAGAUGAGCCAGGAGAAACUUCAUCUCAAUCCCAGGCUUUAUCUUCUUCCCCUACCCUUCAUGUACAGUAAUUGCUGCCUGGCACACUGCAAACAAGCAGCAUCAUGCCAGUUUCAAGUGUCGCCUCUUGUUUGCCAACUAUCUUAUGGGCAAAAUUCAGCAAGAGGGAGCAUGGUGGAACUGCUAAAGCAUGGGGUCAAGAGAUUUGAGUGUUACUUGCCCUCUCUGGGCUCCUUUCUUCCUCACGUAUUAAAAAGGGGAGAAGGAGAGAGAGGGAAGAAGCUCUAACAACCCUCUGGCCCUAGCAUUCUAUGACUGUUAAAGAAAUAUAAUACAAUUCAAAUUAGGCAAUACAGAGAAGGGAAAGGCAGAGGGUGUGAUUCAUCUCUGGUGACAACAGCUGCCUUCACAGAUCUAAGAGUUACUGGUAAAAGACAUUUCAAUCUUACAGAGCAACUGUUAGGAACUUCUGUCUAGCACUGUCACACAUAGGUUCAUGGUCAACCUAAAUAUGUGUCUGUGCAUUUUGUUGGCAACUUGGAAAGAUCUGUUUAUUUUACAGAAACCAGUUUUCACUCAAAGUAAUUUGCAUUCAAUUCAAAUGAAUAAAGAAAACACUAUUAUUGUACAAUAGCAUAAGUGAGACUAUGAAAUGGCAAUACUUUUUUAAAUAACCCAGAUUUGUAAUAUAUUUGUUCACUGUGCAAAGGGACCAUACCUUGUACAAAAUAAAAGGAAUUUCUCAAACUAAUUUAACAAGAAUGCCUACUGUUGUGUUGCACAUUGAAAAUGUGUCUAUAAUCUACAACUUAGGUUUAAAAGGUAGAACUAAACUACAUUUUGUGUGGUCACUUUAGGCAGCCAGAGAAGUGAAAAUUAUC
This is a messenger RNA of Odobenus rosmarus divergens (Pacific walrus), 5876 nucleotides long. It is a transcript of the gene MEGF11, whose product is annotated as multiple EGF-like-domains 11. Bases 6 to 3140 code for a protein of 1044 amino acids. The record is from RefSeq and is a predicted model, not a curated record. NCBI's taxonomy places the organism in Eukaryota, Metazoa, Chordata, Mammalia, Carnivora, Odobenidae. Gene Ontology annotation, molecular function: protein binding. The transcript is spliced from 22 exons. Gene Ontology annotation, cellular component: membrane.